CCUCCUUUAAAUUCCAAACCUUCACUUUUCUCUUUAAAUACAAAGCAUCACUCUCUUUGCUUCCUCAGCUAAAGCUUCACUCAUAUAAAUAUAUCCUCUGUCGAUCUCUUCUAACAUUCCAUAUACCACCAGCUUACCCAAUAAAAAAAUAAUAAUUCUAGCUCUGGCUAUUCCUAUAUAUGUUAUUAGCUUAUAACUCGAUCUUUACUUCUUGGCUCUUACUUUUCAGCUAAGUGGAGAUUUCUUGCUUCUAAGUAGCCAAGUGUAGAAAUUGUGCUAAUGUUGCUGGACAUGAAGUUCUAGCAUCUUAAAGGUAGCAAGAAGCAUAAUAAUUGUGUUGCCUGUUGUAACUGUUAAGGGAGGAGUACAAAAAAUGGAGAAUGGUUGGAGCUGGGAGCAAAAGACAUUGAUUACUGAGCUAAUCCAAGGGAUGGAACUAGCAAAACAGUUGAGGGCUCAUUUGAAUGCAACAUCAUCAGUUGAAACUAGGGACAUGUUAGUACGGAGGAUACUAUCUUCUUAUGAGAAGGCUCUCUUAAUUCUCAACUGGGGUGGAUCAAUGGGACAACCACAAAAUGCUGGAGUCUCUGCUGGUGUUCCAGAGUCCCCCAUAUCCAUUAACGGAAGCACUCGAAGUGAUGAUUUUGAUGGGAGUGUUAAGGAUAAUCAGGGCUAUAACGAGGUCUCAAAGAAGAGAAAGACCACUUCCAGAUGGACAGAUCAGGUUAGAGUCAGUACUGAUAAUGGACUAGAGGGGCAUCAUGAUGAUGGCUUUAGCUGGAGAAAAUAUGGGCAGAAAGAUAUUCUAGGAGCAAAAUAUCCUAGAAGCUAUUACAGGUGCUCCUACAGAAAUACUCAGAAUUGCUGGGCUACAAAGCAAGUGCAGAGAUCAGAUGAAGAUCCCACCGUAUUUGAGAUCACAUACCGAGGAACGCACUCUUGUGCUCAUGGAAACCAAUCAGUCCCAUCACCGGAAAAACAAGAAAAGAAACGAAAGAAUACCAAUAACAACUGUCAACAACAGCAAUCACAGCAAGCCCUCUUUAACUUCCACAACAGCUUAAGGGUUAAUACAGAGGACUUGGACAAUAAAGAGAUGGUAUCUCCCUUCUCUUUUCCUUCUACAAAUGGAUGCACAAAGAGUGAGGGCAGUUUUUCUCCAUUUAUAUCUCCAGCCACACCUGAACCAACUCACCACUCACUUUCACCAUUCCAGAUGAACAAUUUUGUAGGAGUUCAAAAUUUGCAACAUUUGGAAUCGGAUUUCACCGAUAUAAUUUCAGCCAACACAUCAGCCACCAAUUCUCCAAUUGUGGACUUGGAUUUCUCACUUGAUCAAGUGGAAUUGGAUCCCGACUUUCCAUUUGACUCACCAGGAUUUUUCUCAUAAUUUCAUCUACACACUGGAAAUAAGAAAGGAAAAGGUGCUGCAUUUGUGUGCAAUUCAACACACUGGCUGGUUGUGCCUGUGGAACCUAGCUUGUAUUAUAAAUGAGGCGAGGAUGCAUGUAAAAUAGGAUUAGCUAUGACAGCAUUGCAAAAUUUUGAAGUUUCCUAUAAAUAACAUCUGUAAUUGUAUUGCUUCUAAA
This is a messenger RNA of Populus nigra (black poplar), 1589 nucleotides long. Its product is annotated as probable WRKY transcription factor 41. The coding region runs from base 374 to 1390 and encodes 338 amino acids. Gene Ontology annotation, biological process: regulation of DNA-templated transcription. The transcript is spliced from 3 exons. The record is from RefSeq and is a predicted model, not a curated record. Gene Ontology annotation, molecular function: transcription cis-regulatory region binding; DNA-binding transcription factor activity. NCBI's taxonomy places the organism in Eukaryota, Viridiplantae, Streptophyta, Magnoliopsida, Malpighiales, Salicaceae. Gene Ontology annotation, cellular component: nucleus.